UGGGGAUGUCGCAGUGUGAAGCCCUUUUCCAUCUCAGAGGACCCAGCGCGAGCCAAGGGGAUGAUAAGUCCAUGUGAACUCGGGGCUCGGAGCAUCUGCCCUUAAGAAUUGAGUGCCUGGAGUGGGAAGUGGGACCAGGAAGGUCGAAGACAGUAAUCUCAGUCUCUCUGUACCCCGGCCUCCACGAUGUGUGUGUGUCUGUCUGUCUGUCCUCCCGUGCCUGGAUCUGUGCAGGCCACCCACAGUAAGUAUGCACCAAAGAAAGCCAAGAAGCGGAUAGAGGGCGGGAGCUCCAACGUAUUCUCCAUGUUUGAGCAGACCCAGAUCCAGGAGUUCAAGGAAGCCUUUACAAUCAUGGACCAGAACAGAGAUGGCUUCAUCGACAAGAAUGACCUAAGGGACACAUUUGCUGCCCUAGGACGCGUGAACGUGAAAAACGAAGAGAUCGACGAAAUGAUCAAAGAGGCUCCAGGUCCAAUCAACUUCACCGUGUUCCUCACGAUGUUUGGGGAGAAACUUAAAGGGGCUGACCCUGAAGAGACCAUUCUCAACGCGUUCAAGGUGUUUGAUCCCGAGGGCAAAGGGUCGCUGAAGGCUGACUAUGUCCGGGAGAUGCUGACCACACAAGCAGAGAGGUUCUCCAAAGAGGAGAUCGACCAGAUGUUCGCAGCCUUUCCCCCUGACGUCACCGGCAAUCUCGAUUAUAAGAAUUUGGUCCACAUCAUCACCCACGGAGAAGAGAAGGACUGAGCCCGGAACCACAGCCUCGGGUGACCCACGGCCCGCUCUCCAUCCCCAGUCCCUGUGGCCCCAGCCUGCAGGUGUGCACCAUCCCAGGGCUGUGUGCAAAUAAACAGGAAGUCUUGGCGCUGCC
This is a messenger RNA of Mus pahari (shrew mouse), 874 nucleotides long. It is a transcript of the gene Myl2, whose product is annotated as myosin light chain 2. Gene Ontology annotation, cellular component: myofibril; cytoplasm. Bases 187 to 750 code for a protein of 187 amino acids. The transcript is spliced from 7 exons. Lineage: Eukaryota; Metazoa; Chordata; Mammalia; Rodentia; Muridae. The record is from RefSeq and is a predicted model, not a curated record. Gene Ontology annotation, biological process: muscle cell fate specification; cardiac muscle contraction; heart development. Gene Ontology annotation, molecular function: calcium ion binding.